UUUUAUCUUUUGAUCUCACUAGACAGUCCCAUUACAUCUCCAUACCACCAAUAUUACAAUAUAAUAUUAAUCCUCAAGAUGCCCCAACUUUCUAGAAAAGGAACAUGUUCAUGCUCAUCCUUCAUCAUACACAUCUACACUCUCCACCCCAUAUCUACUCCAUAUCAUACCACUAGGAUUCAAGAACACCUAGACAGGCCUUACCAAACUACUACAAACAUUGAUACAUGUCCCGCUCUCCCGCUUGGCAAUAAACACAUCAACCUUGAAAGGCUUCGAUCAUCCUCCCCGAACUAAUGUAUCAUACCUAAUCUUACACCUUCUACCUAAACUAAACCCUACAUUACUAUUUUGUCUCUCGUCAACCACAUUCUCGGUCAUCAUACCUUUUAUAUAUAUAUAUAUAUGUUCUCCGCGCCUCGCCCUCUUCUUACGUCGGCUUCGUUCAUCGGCUUCCUGUCUCAGAUCACAUCUCCAAUCUUCAAAUACUACCUUGAUUCAACUAUUCCCAAGUAUCUACAUCAACUUGCACAACGACAUCCUCACAAAGUAUUCAUACAUUGCAACCCUCUUGGAUAUAUAGCACACUUUCUUAUACUGGAACUGCAAAGGAACCAAAGUCGGCGAUAAGUGUGGCUAUCAUCCCAAUCCAAAAUAGCCAGCCAUCACCGUCUUCGAAACAAACUCUCACAACACAACAUGGUCUCGGUAUCUGAUCAUUCAUUCCAUAUGCUAUCGCGACACAUGGGAAAUCAAAACGAAAACGACUUUCCACUUUUCCCCGAAGCAAAUAUGUAUUCUCCUCAAUAUCCAUACAACAGCAUGCCAAACUUUCAGAUCGAACACGACGCUGCGUAUGCAUACUCGAGAACACAAGAUAUCUACCCUACCAGCACCGGAUUCGAUUCCACAACUAUGUAUAGUGAAGGUCCCCAACAUUUUGUUGAGUCACCAGAACUUAGAGGAGCUGCGCCAUCAAAUUACUCCGCAGCCAGUGGACCUUCGGUGACAUCCUCGACCAUCGGCUCUCCCAAUUCAAACCACGGCCACAUGGUUUCAGUAUCUGAGUGGGGCUCUGGACUUGGUAUCAACCCAACUAUCGUGAAUUACGAUAACUUUGGUCAAGGAACCGACUACAACUUCUCUGCAGGUAUGGAAGACUUUACUGUAGAUUUCAAUUCGGCCAAACCAGGCUUUGUUGACCCAUCCAUUUUACAUGCUCCUUUUUCCGCUACUCGCCCAACAUCAGCUGUCGGACAAUCCGAAUUGUCUCCUUACCAAGCACCAAUGUAUCACACAUCUCCAUCUCCAUCUCAACACUCCUCAAGAAGUCCUGGACCUGCCAAGGUCGACAGCGCAAGCCCUUACUUGGGCUCUCAAUAUUAUCCAUAUCCUGCACCAAUGAUCAGACGGCCAUCUUUGACCAUUUCUCACCAAUCUUAUGGUUCCCAAGAUGGUAACUUCAGUGGUGAAGAAUCAAAAGAAAAGGGCCGCUGCACCUGGCCAGAAUGUGGAAAGAUCUUCAAAGAUCUUAAAGCUCACAUGUUGACCCAUCAAAAUGAGCGCCCGGAAAAAUGCCCCAUACAGACAUGUGACUACCACGUCAAGGGCUUCGCUCGAAAAUACGACAAAAACCGCCACACCUUGACUCAUUACAAAGGGACAAUGGUAUGCGGUUUCUGCCCAGGUUCCGGAUCUGCGGCAGAAAAAUCCUUCAACCGUGCUGAUGUCUUCAAGAGACAUCUCACUUCAGUACAUGCCGUAGAACAAACCCCACCAAAUAGCCGUAAGAAGACUUCCGCAAGCAUCAACAGUGGAAAGAAGCUCUCGGGAUAUGCACCAGAUGCUACUGGAAAGUGCUCUACCUGUUCGGCUACUUUCAGCAAUGCUCAAGACUUCUAUGAGCAUCUCGAUGACUGUGUUCUCCGCAUUGUUCAACAAGAGGAACCUUCCGAGGCAAUCAACGCUCGUCGCCUUGCAGAGGUUGAACAAGAUCACGAUGUCCAUGAAACUCUCCGCAACAACGCCCUUCCAGUCACUACCAACGUUUACUCAACAGCCGAAGAAGAUGAUGAUGAGGAAGUUGACGAUGAAAACGACGACGACUACUCCAUCCGUGUCCGUACAUCCCGCAAAGGCCGUCAAAACCGCAACCCAGUCAACGGCGUCCAAAAGUCCAGAGGCAUGACUCACUCCAAAGGUGGCGUCACUCUAAAUACCAAAGGACGUAAGAAGCGCAAGGACUAUCCUUCAUCAUGGGGAUGCCCUACAUCUCAAAUGAAGAUGAAGAAGCGUGUUCUCACUGUCUUUGAUGGACCUCGCCGUCUCUGGAAGGACGAUAUGAUGCUCGAUACCGAUUACGAGGUACGCAUCAAGCUCGGUGAUGAAAAAGCUUACGUUACCGAUCUCGAUGUGCAAACUAUGAGAAGAGCGGAGGCCUUCCACAAUGCUACGGAAGAGGAAAAGGGACCUUGGAUCGCAGAUGAUCUGACGGGAAUGGAUUUGGAGAGGUUGAUGGAGGUUAAGAGAGAGAAUUAAUUCCUCUUCUUACUUUACUUUUCCACACUCCACUUUUGUUUAUGAGGUUAUGAGAUGGACAUUUUUUUAUGAUUUGCUCAAAUGAUUUGGGGCAUUUUGCAUAUGUUUUAUAUCGGCGCUUUGGAUACCAUUUACAUAUAUCUAAGGGAGAUAUACUUUAACGGGACGGGACGAUACCAUUUUUCUAUUCUACUUUUCUUUUAUCUUUUUGUUUUGGAAAAUUUUAUACAAUAUCAUAUACAUGUAUGGGCGAUAUGGAUUUGAGGACAAUACAAAAGUCGCGGUGUGCUCUUUUCUUUCUAUUGCGAUCUACUUGCAUUAUCUAUUGCAUAUGCAUCAGACAGAUUUUUGUUAUGGGAGUUUUUCUUUCGUGUGAAUAAGGAGAUAAAUGAGGAAAGGGAGGAUGUGUAAGAUCACUACUUUGGCUGGCCCAUUUUUUGUGGUAUAUUUUGGAAGCGAGGAAGGCGGUUGCAUUGGAGGAGGGGACGUGUCAUGGCAUUAUUGCGCUACUUACUGUAUGUGGAAGAAUUGAAAGUAAAGUAAUAGUUAGUCAAUCUAGGAUAGGAAUCUAGGAAAGAAUCAAGAGCAAUGGUCUCUCAA
This is a messenger RNA of Botrytis byssoidea, 3138 nucleotides long. RefSeq lists its product as uncharacterized. Bases 700 to 2538 code for a protein of 612 amino acids. Gene Ontology annotation, biological process: regulation of transcription by RNA polymerase II. Gene Ontology annotation, molecular function: DNA-binding transcription factor activity, RNA polymerase II-specific; RNA polymerase II cis-regulatory region sequence-specific DNA binding. The record is from RefSeq and is a predicted model, not a curated record. Lineage: Eukaryota; Fungi; Ascomycota; Leotiomycetes; Helotiales; Sclerotiniaceae. The transcript is spliced from 3 exons. Gene Ontology annotation, cellular component: nucleus.